CGGAGCCAGGCGCUGGCAUAGGGGAACCUGUAACUAUGGAAACCGUAUGUCCUGGGAAAAUCGAUAGUCUGCGCUGAUCGAAACCUGAGUCAAAAUCAUUUCAUCUUCUCUAUUCUAUAUCAGCUACUUGGUUCAUGAGUCUGUCACGACAGAAGAGGGUCAUCAAAAGAACCCCAUUAAUGAACCCUGCCACCAUAGGACGAUCCUGUGACGUAGGAUCCAUCAUUCUGUCCAUUUUACAGAAGAAGAAACGGAACUCAAGAGAACUUAACGUGUCUAAAGUUCAACGGCUAGUAAAUGCAAGCGUUGAGGGACUCCUCGGAGAAGAUGCCGAAGGCCAAGUCCGCAGCGAGUAGCCGCCGGCGGGAUCGUCAGGAGCAGCGGGGGGAGCUGAAGCGAGCUGGAGGACUCAUGUUCAACACAGGGAUCGGACAGCACAUUUUGAAAAAUCCUCUAAUUGUUAACAGCAUCAUCGAUAAGGCCGCUUUAAGACCCACUGAUGUGGUGCUGGAAGUUGGGCCUGGGACUGGCAACAUGACGGUCAAGCUGUUAGAAAAAGCCAAAAAGGUAGUUGCCUGUGAACUUGAUCCAAGGCUAGUAGCUGAACUUCACAAAAGAGUUCAGGGCACGCCUCUGGCCAGCAAACUCCAGGUCCUGGUCGGAGAUGUGUUGAAGUCGGAUUUGCCAUUCUUUGAUGCUUGUGUGGCAAACUUGCCUUAUCAGAUCUCCUCUCCCUUUGUCUUCAAGUUGCUGCUCCACCGGCCAUUUUUCAGAUGUGCUAUACUUAUGUUUCAAAGAGAGUUUGCUCUUCGUUUGGUUGCAAAGCCUGGAGAUAAAUUAUACUGUAGACUCUCCAUCAAUACACAGCUUUUAGCACGUGUGGACCACCUAAUGAAGGUGGGGAAGAAUAAUUUCAGACCACCCCCCAAGGUGGAGUCCAGCGUGGUAAGGAUAGAACCGAAGAAUCCACCACCACCAAUCAAUUUUCAGGAAUGGGAUGGCUUAGUAAGAAUCACUUUUGUUCGAAAAAACAAGACACUGUCUGCUGCAUUCAAAUCAAGUGCGGUCCAACAGCUAUUGGAAAAAAACUACAGAAUUCACUGUUCAGUACAGAAUACUGUAAUACCAGAAGAUUUCAGUAUAGCCGAUAAAAUACAGCAGAUCCUAACCAACACAGGUUUUAGUGACAAACGGGCACGUUCCAUGGACAUAGAUGAUUUUAUCAGGUUGCUACACGGAUUUAAUGCAGAAGGUAUCCACUUCUCCUAGCCAUCUGAAAACUAUUUUUUCAAGACCAAGAAAAAAAUGAAGUUACACAAUCCUAAUAUUUGAGAAUACCACUGAUUUUGUUCUAUAGGACAUCAUUUACUUUUUAAAUUAUUUAAUAAUAACUUUUAUACCAUUGAUUAUCCUGUAUGUGAAAGGUGGUUGUUUUUUUUUUAUAAAUAUAUAUUUUCUCUAGUGUUUUAAAUAUACUGCAAAGGGCAGGGUUCAAUAUAAUGGUCUUCAAGUUUGAAAGUCGCGGACAUGCACAACCAUAUACUUAAGCUUUGUAACGAUUUAUUGUAUGAAGACAUUACUUUUAUUCACCAUGUUUUAGACCGUGAGGCUCACUGAGGCCUACAGCUCACUCAACUAGUCAAAAAGCUGUCGUCCUCCUCAUUCACAUACUGUAAGGAGCUUAAGGUGGCUUCUCUUCACACCAUUCCUAUGUGUUAAUGCUUGCCUGCUGCAUCACGAACAACACAAUUCUGGGAGCUAGAGUCUGCUGCACUGACAGGGCAGGCAUGUUCUGCAUAUGACAAUACCUGUGAAAUGCAGAAGCGGAGAAAAAACCAACUCCUGUGUGGUAAAUCACAUUUUCUUAAGGGAGACAGGAUCUACAAUUUCAAAUUUAGAGGAAUUCUGGAAGGUUUUGUCAAUCAAACAGCUUGUAUAAUAAUUUAUUUAAUUCCUUUAUCGAAUGAGAGCUUUUUCUUUUUUUUUUUUUUUUGGAGCUGGGGACCGAACCCAGGGCCUUGCGCUUGCCAGGCAAGCACUCUACCUCUGAGCUAAAUCCCCAACCUCUAAGAGGUCUUUUUGAGGUCAACUCUAAUCUCAGAAUCUUGCCUCAGCCCCCUAAAUAAAUUCUGGGUUGCACUUGUACAUUGCAAAGUAAGUUUUCCAGUUUCAGCUUUUUAAAAGAACAGACUACAACUACAGGCUCCUGGUUCCCUGACUUCUAGAUAACUAAAGUUCCACUACCUAGUGUUUCUUUUUAAGCUACUUAAAAUUCGUCAGAAGAUAAAUGCUGUUCAUAUAUUUUAAUAAAUUAGCUGUUUUAUUUAUAUAAGGAAACUAGCUUCAUUGGAUAUUUGGCUCUCUUUAUACCUAAAACUUAAAAGGAAUAUGUCCAAUUAGUUUAGAAAGAUUGCUAAGUAAACUUAAGAAUACAAAUAGUUUGCCUACAGUUUUUCCUCCAAAAUUCAGCUUCAAAGUCAUAGUGAACACUUAUGUUAGCUAUGAAUAGUUAGCAGCCUUUAAGUUUGAGAAGUUUCUAAAGAAUAAUGUACAACAGAAAAAUUUCACUUAGCUGCAGAAGCAGCUUUUGUCACAUGAGUAGUAACUGUCCUUGAAGUGCAUGUUUAUCGUCAGCGUCGAACAACAGCUUUGCAGAGUUAGCUCUUACCACUUCUACCUUAGGGAGACGUUUCUGCUUGGCCAGGCUUUCUCAGCUAGUUUUCUGCUGACUAAAGCUUCCCUCUGUAAAGCUGAGGCUCAUCUUACCUCCCAGAAUGUUUACUGACUACAGAUCAGGACGGAGCCAAUAAGGCAACAUAUCCCUAUUAGGACCUUCAAAGACAAUGCCUGUCCAAUGCCAAUAACAUUAAACUAUUUUGCAAGUUAUAA
Molecule: messenger RNA, 2889 nt
Organism: Rattus norvegicus (Norway rat)
Lineage: Eukaryota; Metazoa; Chordata; Mammalia; Rodentia; Muridae
Gene: Dimt1
Product: DIM1 rRNA methyltransferase and ribosome maturation factor
Biological process (GO): rRNA methylation; ribosomal small subunit biogenesis; rRNA modification
Cellular component (GO): small-subunit processome; nucleolus; nucleoplasm
Molecular function (GO): RNA binding; 18S rRNA (adenine(1779)-N(6)/adenine(1780)-N(6))-dimethyltransferase activity; rRNA (adenine-N6,N6-)-dimethyltransferase activity
Source: RefSeq, marked validated